AUGUCUGCCACUCAAGCGACGUCCGACUCCCUACCAGGCACCGAUGCAACCUUCGAAGCAGAGAUCACCUCAGCGGGGAAAUUUCUGCUGUCAGAGCUGAACUUAACGCUUGAUUCAGUGAUAGGCUACCUGAAUCCUACCACGCGUGACUGCCAUGCCGACUCGGAUGACGAUUCUGACUCUGACCGAAGGGAUAUCUUCGUCCUCGACUGGGAUUUCCACGUGAGAGACCCUGCGUCACCUCGGCCACGGCAGCGCGAUUUAACACCGGCCACCGCGUUCAAAUACAAUACGCUGGAUGACUCCAUGAAUUUACAUAUGCUCAAGAAUGGAGAUGCAUAUCGCGGUACGAUCCAGGUGCUAUUGAUCCGUACAGUCGACGUCGUCGGCCAACCAGAUUUGAUGAUAAUCAAAGUAUAUGGCAACGAGCCGCAGGAUUGGCACGCUGAGUGGUGCACGGACUGCAACACUGAAGACGCUGUAGUCUAUUUUGAGUGUGGGCCGACGCGCAGAGCGCAUGCGACGAACGCGGAGGUAUUCUAUUUGAUGAACACGAGAUUUCCUCCGGGUCGCGUCCCCACGCAACUCGGGGAGUCGAUAUGUUUUCGAGUUCGACAUGGGGAUGUGGCGGCGCUAAUGACGGCUUACGUCAUGCUCUCACGCCCCGCGACCUCAGCGCUUCAGUCCGACGACUUGCAGCCCGUCAUGCUACAUGCGACGGCGCUCAACGCUCACGGCGUCCACCAUCCCGCAGCUGCAGCACCUCCGUCGCAGCCCCGCCGUCGCAGUCCGUCCGAAGCCCGCCCGGAACGAAGGGACCCGCCAGCUGGCGGGUCGAAGCACGGCGGCCUAGCCCGCGAGGACGUCCGCCAGGUCGACAUAGGAGAUGCGCGACGACUCUCUGCGAAACGUUGGCAGGAUGUCGCUUUUAUGCGGAGUCCUGUCCAAGGCGUCGACCACCUCGUUUCACGCCCUCGGAUCUGGACGGGGCAGUCUCAGCUACGCGGCAACAGAAGCAAAGUCGGCGAGUCGCGCAGCCGGUGGAGCGGUACCGUAGGAGGAGCCAUGCCAGGGUGCGAAGAAGAGAAAACCCCUUACCACGUACUUGCCGCGCCGAAUGCGCUAGCGAAGGCGACGCUUCGCGCGAAGAUAUCCGAACUGCAGCCCACGCCUCGCCCGCCCAUCCGUCGCCCCCGUCUCGCCCCGGUCGUCCGUUUUGGUUUCGACCAUGCGUUGAUGACCGGGCGUCCGCCCCGAAUACUCCAUGCACGUUCUCCGGGCGCCGAGGCCGACUCGGACACGCCCGCCAGUCGCAUAUCAUCAGGCUCGUUCGCCGCUUGA
This is a messenger RNA of Fomitopsis serialis, 1341 nucleotides long. RefSeq lists its product as uncharacterized. The coding region runs from base 1 to 1341 and encodes 446 amino acids. Lineage: Eukaryota; Fungi; Basidiomycota; Agaricomycetes; Polyporales; Fomitopsidaceae. The record is from RefSeq and is a predicted model, not a curated record. The transcript has 11 exons.